This is a messenger RNA of Gekko japonicus, 756 nucleotides long. Its product is annotated as cathelicidin-related peptide isoform 3-like. Gene Ontology annotation, molecular function: lipopolysaccharide binding. Gene Ontology annotation, cellular component: extracellular region. The transcript is spliced from 4 exons. The record is from RefSeq and is a predicted model, not a curated record. Gene Ontology annotation, biological process: defense response to Gram-negative bacterium; antimicrobial humoral immune response mediated by antimicrobial peptide; innate immune response. Lineage: Eukaryota; Metazoa; Chordata; Lepidosauria; Squamata; Gekkonidae. Bases 85 to 594 code for a protein of 169 amino acids.
CCUGGUCCAGGAAAUCAGGGCAAGGCAGACUAUAUAGGAGGUGACUUGGAACGAAAAAACGGUGCACCCGCAGAAGCCGGGACAAUGGCGAGCCGGAUCCUGUUGAUGCUUGGCCUUGCCGUGGCAGCCACAGCUUUGUCGCCUACACAAGAGGAGCUCAGCUACAAGGAAGCCGUUUCCUUGGCUAUCGACCUCUACAACCAAGAGCCAGGGGUGGCGCGGGCCUUCCGACUCCUGGAAGCCAAACCCCAGCCGGAGUGGGACCCCUCGAUCCAGUCCCUCCAGAAGCUGGAGUUCACCGUGCAGGAGACCACAUGCCCCCCCUCGGACCUGAACCUGGACAGGUGUGAUUUCAAGGGCGAUGGGGUGGUGAAGGAAUGUCACGGGACCAUCAUUUCUGAGCAGGGGGCUCCCGUCGUCCAGUACCUUUGUGAAACAGCAGGCGAGGGGCUCAUCCGUAUCAGGAGGGACAUUCGGAAAGGGAAAAAGAUAAAGGAUCGAGGAAAUUGCAACGGGACCUGUCAGGGGAAGCCGCUGCCUGGAGGCGGGUCUUCCAUUGCAAACGUGCCUGGAGGCGGGGGGCAUACUGCAUGAACAACCUGAAUGGGCAGUGCCAAGGAGGCGGAGUCGAUGCCCCGGGGAGGCUCACGGAGCAGGCCGAGGGACUCCCAGCAGAGUCUCCGUUUCUUACCGCCAGGGCUAUUUUUGGGCAGGAACGCACAGGAACGGAGUUCCGGCUGGCUCCCGAGCUGGCCA